AUGGCUUUCGUACAUCACCCAAACGCUGUCAGUCCGGGGUAUGUCACCUAUGAUAUUGUGGCCUGCAUUUUAACCUUUAUUGCAACUAUCUGUGUUGUCCUUCGCUUCAUUCAUCGAAGCCGCACCAAAGAUUAUAUGCUGGACGACUGGGCAAUUCUUUUGUCACUAAUAUUUGAUAUCGGAGUGCUAAUUGGAACUCUAUUGAUCUCGGCACCUUCGGUUUCUGGUGCUGGUUAUCACAUCACCGCCUAUACUAUUCCAGAGCUCAACAUGUAUUUCAAGCUUGCUCUGGCAUCUAACGUUCUGUACAACAUGUUAGUAAAUGCAUCUAAAGCGUCCAUUUUGCUUUUCUACCGACGUAUUUUCUCUGUUGAUCGCCAAUAUUUGGUAUUCAUGCGAUUCAUGGCCGUCAUAAUUCCUUUAAACUGCCUGGCUGCUGUUUGCGGCCUCAUAUUCUCAACAAAUCCAGUCCGAGCACAGUGGAAUGUCGGGAUGCCUCAUAGUAGCAUGAACGAUCGACUUUUCUGGACUAUCAUGGCAGUUGUCAACAUCCUUCUAGAUAUUUUGAUCUUAGGAAUUGCCUUGGUCAAGGUAUGGAAUUUGCACAUGUCGUGGCGACGGAAGGCAAUUACAUCUACAGUCUUCCUGCUUGGUGGUUUGUGCUACUAUCAUUACAAGCAUCCUGCGGAUUAUCUUUCUAUUGACGAUACCCUUACUGAAGCAGGCAUUUGGACAAACGUUGAGACAAAUCUGUCUAUCAUUUGUGCUUGUGCGCCCGUACUCUACAAAUUCUUCCGUGACAACAACUCAAAUGAGCGCGCUGCAUCAAAUCAAAGUUCGGGAUGGAGACCUAGAAAAUUAAUAGGAACUUUGGUCACCAUUGGAAGCGCGCCAGCCAAAGUGAAGGACUCUGGAUUCCAAGAUUCCACCGACCAUACAAUUUUUGAAACGGACGGGGAGACACAUAGCAUGGAACCUCUGGCCCCAAUUCAUGUUCGGAAGGAAUAUCAAAUUAAAUAG
This is a messenger RNA of Sclerotinia borealis F-4128, 1020 nucleotides long. The record is from the annotation of a GenBank genome assembly. Lineage: Eukaryota; Fungi; Ascomycota; Leotiomycetes; Helotiales; Sclerotiniaceae.